UCCAGUGCAUCAACUAUUAUUCUAGAUAGAUCACCAGUUAGAUCGAUGGGCACCCCAGUGCACCACCAGGAUGGCAGUGAUGAAGAAUCUGGUUCAGCUCACUUCUUUGACAGCCACAAAACCCAGGCAAGACACUACAAGACACUUCAAGACAUGUACAAGACCAAAAAACCGAACAAAGCUGCUGUUACCCAACUGCUGAACCUGGAGUUUGAGUCUAGAAGACAAUUCAUUAACUCUGAUGCUAUAAAGGAGCAAGACAGAGCAGUGAAGAUACUAGAGGCGUAUCCUUGUUUCAGAGAACUGGAUCAUGUCCUUGAUGAGCUGCGGAGAAUUAUUCAACCAUCCAACUUGAAAUACAUUUCUGAGAUGAAGGAUAGAUGGGAAAUCUUCUACUCGAAGGUGCAGUUUUAUGGUGUCAUGAAGAAAGUUAUGAAGCCGCCAAAAACUUUGGAUGGAGUGGAACAUGCAGCAGCUGUGUUCGGAGCCCUUCCCAUGCUUUUCCCUUCCAGCACAGUACCACCUAAGAAGCUGGGCAUCUGUAGUGAGGCUUUUUUCCAUGUCCUAAAGACUUCAGAAGACCCUGAAGGCUACCUGCGUCAGCGACCCCUGGCUUGUCCAGUUCUGCUUGUCUCUGAAGGCAACUGCAUGAUAGCUGUUGGAACCACAGCGGUGAGCACUUUUGACCGGAAGGAUCUUAAUGAGGGACUGCUCUAUCUGAUGGCAUAUUACUAUGCCCUCCACCUCACAUAUCCAAAGUGCAUUUCCACGCUGCUGUCUGUCUUGCAAACUGAAAUACUCAAAGACUCCAUCCAUGACCGAGAUUCAACCCCCUCUUACAGGAAGGCUCUUGGUGAGUGGAAGUCAUUCAUUGAGUGAGUCUCUCAGAUGACAGACUCCAUCUGCCUUGUUUAUCAGUCUCAGUGUUAGUCAGUGAGGUUGUUUUUCUUUUCUUUUUUUUCUCUAGAAAAGUUGUUCAAAUGUAAAACACAUGUUUGUUUGUGUGGUCGUUAAACUUGUUCUUCUAAAAUGUUAUGUAAUAUAGUAUUUGCAAUAGUGAUUGUUUUAAGCUUCAGCAAAAUUUAUUUUUGAUACCAGCCAUGUUAUACUGUUAUUAUUCAUGUUAAGAGCACUUGGCCAUGUUACACCCUGCUGAAAUGUAUAAUUUUAGACAUGAUUCUACUGACCCAAUAA
This is a messenger RNA of Oreochromis aureus, 1194 nucleotides long. RefSeq lists its product as uncharacterized. The transcript is spliced from 5 exons. Lineage: Eukaryota; Metazoa; Chordata; Actinopteri; Cichliformes; Cichlidae. The record is from RefSeq and is a predicted model, not a curated record. The coding region runs from base 46 to 879 and encodes 277 amino acids.